AUGGAUAAAAAGAUAAAUAAAAUAUUUAAAAAACAUUUGGAUGGAUGGCGGUUGGAUACUGGUGGAAAUCUUAAACUUGGAAGCUACUACACAUAUGAUAAUGGAAUUGGAACGAUUGUGAAAACAGAACAAGCACUUAAAAAUUUCCAAAACACCGAUGAGACAUUCAGUUACGACGUUAUAGGAGAAGAAAAAGGUGAGGAAUGGAGAGUCUACAACGUUGACAAUAAGAUUAGUAUAGGAAGUGAUUUGCUGGUUGCUCUCAAAUCCGGUCAGAAAGCAGAGAUCCAAUGUACUGUCAAUAGUGAGGAUUCAUUCUUGGUCAUCAUUCACCGACCGGUAAAAAGGGAAAUAUCAGUCGUAAAUGGUGAUGAUCUUGCAAAGGUUGUCUUAAAGACCUGGGCAAGCCAACCCAAUCGCUUUAUAGACGCAAAUCUUUAUGCCUCUGAAUUCCAUAUGCUCCACUUUGAGAAAGCCAACGCUAAUUUCACCAUUAAUAUUAGUGCUGCUAUCGGACAAGGUGGCAGCGUUGGUGCAAAAGGCAACAUUUCUUUCAGUGGAUCCAUUGGCGUACUCACUUCAAUUAAGCACACCGAGCCAGGCUACGUUGGUCUCUACACUCAGCUUGGAUUCGCCAAGAAAGGAUUUUUCGGUUCUAAACGCGCUAUCAAAGAGACCAAGGAUUACAAUAAAAUGGUCCUACCAAUUCGUAUGAUUAAAAUAGACUCUGGCGAGAGUAGUAAAAUCACAACCACCAAAAGUGAGCAAAACGAUUCAAAUAAAGCAGAUUCAACUCCAACUGAAUAA
Messenger RNA from Heterostelium album PN500, 807 nucleotides. RefSeq lists its product as uncharacterized. The transcript has a single exon. The record is from RefSeq and is a predicted model, not a curated record. Bases 1 to 807 code for a protein of 268 amino acids. NCBI's taxonomy places the organism in Eukaryota, Evosea, Eumycetozoa, Acytosteliales, Acytosteliaceae.